CACAGACCAUGGCGCUGUGUAUCUCUGUGUGACAGCUUAGCGUCGGAAAGAAAGCUCCCGACAGACGCGUCUGCGCACUGAAAUCCGCUGCCGACACCGACAGCGGGCUGACAUCAAGGAUGGGGUCCCGAAUCAAGGAGAGCCCAGAGUCCACAUUUGAGGUGUACCUAGAGGUAGCCCAUCCAGGCACACACAGCUCUGGGCCAGAGGUGCGAAGGCAGUUCCCUGAAGACUACACAGACCAGGAAACUCUUCAGACUGUGCCCAAGUUCUGCUUUCCCUUCAGCAUGGACAGUCUGACAGUGAACCAGGUUGGUCAGAACUUCACCUUUGUGUUGACUGAUAUUGAGAGCAAACAGAGAUUUGGCUUCUGUCGCCUCUCCUCAGGAGCCCACACCUGCUACUGCAUCCUCAGCUACCUGCCCUGGUUUGAAGUCUUCUACAAGCUGCUUAAUAUCCUGGCAGACUACACCAUCAAAGGCCAGGAAAGUCAAUGGCAAGAGUUCCUGGUGUCCCUACAUACACUCCCCAUUCCUGAGCCGGGUGUCCCUGUUCAUCUUGGUGUUCAUUCCUUCUUCACUGUGCCUGACACAAGGGAACUCCCCAGCAUACCUGAGAAGAGAAACCUAACAGAGUACUUUGUAGCAGUAGAUGUCAAUAACAUGCUUCAUCUGUACGCUAGUAUGCUUUAUGAACGUCGAAUCCUCAUCUGCUGUAGCAAACUAAGCACUUUAACGGCUUGUGUCCAUGGGUCUACAGACAUGUUAUAUCCGAUGCACUGGCAACAUGUUUACAUUCCUGUCCUGCCUCAACACCUGUUAGACUACUGCUGUGCCCCAAUGCCCUACCUCAUCGGAGUACAUUCCAGCCUGAUGGAGAAAGUUCGAGGGAUGGCUCUGGAUGAUGUGGUGGUCCUGAAUGUGGACACAAACACUCUGGAAACCCCCCAUGAUGACCUCCAAAGCCUGCCCAAUGAUGUGGUCUCAUCUUUGAAGACCCGUUUGAGGAAGGUUUCAACAACGACCGGAGACGGCGUGGCUCGAGCCUUCCUCAGGAGUCAGGCGGCUUUGUUCGGCAGUUACAGAAACGCUCUGCAGUUUGAGCCGGGAGAGCCAAUAACAUUUAAUGAGGAAACCUUUGUGAACCACCGCUCCAGUGCCAUGAGACAGUUCCUCCAGAAUGCCAUCCAGCUGCAGCUCUUCAAACAGUUUAUUGAUGGCCGAUUGGACCUGCUGAACUCAGGACAAGGUUUCAGUGACGUCUUUGAGGAGGAGAUUAACAUGGGCGAAUAUGCAGGCAGUGACAGGACCUACCACCAGUGGCUGUUCACUGUGAAGAAAGGGGGUGAUGCUAUUUUAAACACAGUGAAGACCAAGGCAAACCCAGCCAUGAAGACUGUAUACAAGUUUGCCAAGGACCAUGCAAAAAUGCGGAUCAAGGAAGUCAAGAGCCGGCUCAAGCAGAAGGAGCAGGCAGAGAACGGCUUUUCCACAGCAGGGUCAGCAGUCAUCGAUGACGACUGUACAGCGGGGUUCACCUCUUCCACCAGUGUAGUCAGGAGGGAAGGGACCUUGGAUGACCACCGGCCAAUCACUGUGCAUUUUGGACAGGCGCGGCCACCAAUGCUGUUGAAGAGACCAAGCAGCAAUGUGAGUCUGGAAAGCAGCGUUGACCACUCUAUCCGUCCUACUCGUCACUACACAGUCUUUCUCUCUGAGGAUUCAUCCGGAGACGAGCUCCAGUAUGACGAUGACUCCAUCUCUGGGUUUCCUGACAGCUUUCUCUUCUCAGUCCCUUUUGAGUGGUCACCUCUGCCACAGCCAUACCGCUCCCUGAAGGAGGUGGAUCUGAUCGAGGGGGACGAUCCUGGUUUUGGGGCAGAAAGUCACACUGCCCCUCCCAGCCCAGUUAAUGAGAGGUUUUCCAAUGUCAAUCUGCUGGGGGACAUCUUUGGCUGCCAGGACGAACCUGACAGCCAACCAAUCACAUUGGCUAAAAGCCUUGAGGACCUGAGGACUCCCAAAGGCUCUGAGGAUCUACAAACCAAGUUCACCUACCAGCGGAUGGACCUGAGUGUGGGUGAACACUCACGAACACUUCCAGGACUCAAGCUCUCCAACCCUUACAACAAGCUGUGGAGUGUGGGGCAGGACUUGAUGGCCGUGCCCGUCUGUGUGACUCCUCCUGUCCAACAUCCCCCACAGAUGGAAGCCCGCUCUCCGAGCCGUGACAGCUCCUGCCCGGGCCCCGACCCUUUGGACCCUUCCACCCCAGGUAACAUCACCAUUCCACGUCCCCAUGGAAGGAAGACGCCUGAGCUCGGCAUUGUGCUAGCUCCCCCCACAGCCCAGUUGCGCUCGAAAGCAGCAGGAGCUGGAGAAGGAGGGACUUCUUUAGGGGGACAAGAGUUUCGGCAGGCUCUAAGCAUGAGCGCAGAUGGAGACCUGCUGAAGCCUGCCAAGGCUGCAGAGGACAGUAUAGAUCUGAUAAGCCUUCUCGACCCCCUGAAAAGCUCAGUGGCCAGCAGCUCCACUUCAUACAGUGACGGGGCAGAUAUUAGUCUGUUGUCAUCUUCCUGCAAACCAUCACUUCCACCCAGGUCCUACCCACAGGGCCUGCCCCCUUUCCCACUACAUCCUCACAUAUCACUCAACCCUUUUGCCCAGUCUCUUCAGCACACCUCCCCCCAAAUGAAUUACUCGCCGACUGUAAGUGGAAAUCCUUUCAGUGUAGUGUACGGGCCCCCGCCAGGCCCCUACCUACAUACUGCAGCUCGCCCACAGUCCAUUUCUACGCUGCCAGGGCUCUACAGACAGCACUCACCCGGCAGUUCAUCUCUGCCCGCCAGCUACGGACUGCUCCAGUCAGCCUUCCCCCCCUCAGUGGCCUCCCUCCCUCACUCCUCUGCCAGCAAUCACGCUCUCUCCAGCUUGGCAGACUCACCAUCUGUCGCCAGUUCAGCCAUGAACUUACUGGCAAAGCCACUGUGUGCUGAGGGGGACAGCAAGAAGACUCAGGAUCCUUUUGGGGAUCUGCUGACUAUGGCCAAGCCAGCUACUCCCCAAAAAAAGAAGGUGGAGGACCUUCGCAGGAAGUGGGAAACAUUUGACUAAAACCUGUGAAUAUGUACUGAGGUGCCCUCUCUGUCAUCACCCAAAGCCCCCUCACUACUGUAUCAGGGCCUUCUACUGCAUUCAGUACCACACACACUAACACUCACUACUCUGCUUCUGCAGCUCACAGUGGUAGAAGAACGAAAGCUUAAACUUCAAAUGAGCUAGUAAACAUUAGCUAAUUAGGUUAAUAUGGAUAUUUCCAAUACAAGGUCAUUAAAAUGACUUUAUCACUUUGCUAUUUCCUGAGCCUAGUGGUUAAUACAUUUCACUCACCAUCACCAGAGACACAAAGCAGCUCAGACUGAAAUCUCAAAGAUCAUAAAUUGGAAUUAAUAUAUAUUUCUUGCCAAACAUGUGUAUGUAAGUGAUACAUUCCUGUACAGAAGUUUAUUGAUUUUAUUGACAUUUGCUCUAAACCAGUGGUUCCCAGCUGUGGUCCAAAUUUCUCCUUAGUCAUUGGUUCAGGGCCCACACCUUUAAUAAAUUACCGCAUAAUUCAUUUUAUUGCACAAAAUGUAAACAACAUGUGGGAUUACAACACAAUGAAAUAAAACAUAUAGCAAGAAUAAAGUGCAAUCACUUGAAACUUAAUAAAUAAGUAGCACUGCAACCAAAAACUUGCAUGUCACUACUUCAAGACCAGUGACAUAAAAACACUGCAAAGGCACAGCAGACCAGAUAGUACCAAGACCUGGCCAAUGAAAUUGUUUUUGUACUGAAAAAACAGAUAGUUGUGAUAAAUGAGGCCCUUAAUAGGCUGUAGGUCUGUAGUUGAAGAAAGUAGUUUUUACAAAUCUGACAUGUUCACAAGUCACUUGUGGUACAUUCUCAAUGGACCCGUGGCCCAGUUUUGGACAAUAUCCCACCAAUUAGAAACCACUGUGCUAGACUACAAUGUAAUGAUUUUUUUCUACUCUUGUAUGUUGCUCAUAUGGAGUAGAGGUUAGCAAAUGCAUCAGAGCUGAUGUUUCAUUUACUGGGACAGAAGGUCCUGAUCCAGUAUGUAGGUAUGGUCAUGUUGUGACACCCUACAUGGACACACAGACACACAAAGACACACAGACACACACACACACACACACACACAUACACACACACACACACACACACACACACACACACACACCUCCCCUCUCUCAUCAGCUCUGCUGCUGACCAAUGACAUAUAAGUGUGUGUAUGUGGUGAAGAUAAGAAGAGUUUGGACUGUCUCAUCAGCCCACAUUUAAUCUCACCUGUACACAUCAAGGGAUCACCUGAAUCAAGAUAUUUUGUCUUAAUUUGAUUUUCCUGCCAUCUCCCCAGGAAUCCCCACUCAAAGCCAGCCUUGCUUCAACAUGUUCAGAUGCCAACAGUCCGUCGCUGCUCAUGAACAAACUGCUUCCAGAAUUCU
Plectropomus leopardus (leopard coralgrouper) is the source of this 4507-nucleotide messenger RNA. It is a transcript of the gene dennd1a, whose product is annotated as DENN/MADD domain containing 1A. Gene Ontology annotation, molecular function: guanyl-nucleotide exchange factor activity; phosphatidylinositol phosphate binding. Gene Ontology annotation, cellular component: cytosol; clathrin-coated vesicle. Lineage: Eukaryota; Metazoa; Chordata; Actinopteri; Perciformes; Serranidae. Gene Ontology annotation, biological process: endocytic recycling; endocytosis. The record is from RefSeq and is a predicted model, not a curated record.